CGCAACCGCGGGAAAAUCCGACUGCGCCGUCGGGGCCACCGCCUCUUUUGUCCGCUCUUGCUUGCCUGAGGCUGCCCGCUGUGAUGGAGGAGGAAGCGGCGGAGGAGCAGCAGCGAUUCUCUUACCAACAGAGGCUAAAGGCAGCAGUUCACUAUACUGUUGGUUGUCUGUGUGAGGAAGUUGCAGUGGACAAAGAGAUGCAGUUCAGCAAACAGACCAUUGCAGCAAUUUCGGAGAUGACCUUUCGACAAUGUGAAAAUUUUGCCAAAGACCUUGAAAUGUUUGCAAGACAUGCGAAAAGAACCACAAUUAACACUGAAGAUGUGAAGCUGUUAGCCAGAAGGAGUAAUUCACUGGUAAAAUACAUUACUGAGAAAAGUGAAGAGAUUGCUCAGAUUAACCUAGAACGAAAGGCAAAGAAGAAAAAGAAAUUAGAGGAUGAAAACAAAAAUUUAAAUGAGCCAGCAGAGCCUGGAGCAGAGGAAAGUGAGAAUUAAACUCUCUCAACACAUGGAAAAUGCAGUUUUAGCAGGUAGAGUCACCUAGAAGUAUGUAUUGUCACAAAAAGAAUUUUGAAGGGAUAAGUAGAAAUUAAAAAAUAAAAGGCCAGGCAGCUUUUUGUCCUAUCUUCUCUAAGUCAUUAACUGCUAAAUCUAGUUUAAAAGUGAACUGGAAAUUCUUAAGCAAAAUACUCCCAAGCCCACACAAAAGUCAUGUGUUUGGAGGAUAUGUGCUGGAAAUUUUGUCUUUGCAAUUAAAAAAAAAUUGUGCUAGCAAUUAAACAUGGUUGACUUUUUUUUUUUUUUUGUAGAGACAGAGUUUCACUUUACUGCCCUCAAUAGAGUGCCAUGACCUCACACAACUCACAGCAACCUCCAGCUCUUGGGCUUACGCAAUUCUCUUACCUCAGCCUCCUGAGCUGGGCAUUGGUGGCAGGUGCCUGUAGUCCCAGCUACUCAGGUGGCUGAGUCAAGAGAAUUAUUUAAGACCAC
Nycticebus coucang (slow loris) is the source of this 992-nucleotide messenger RNA. It is a transcript of the gene CENPS, whose product is annotated as centromere protein S. The record is from RefSeq and is a predicted model, not a curated record. NCBI's taxonomy places the organism in Eukaryota, Metazoa, Chordata, Mammalia, Primates, Lorisidae. Gene Ontology annotation, cellular component: FANCM-MHF complex; Fanconi anaemia nuclear complex. Bases 84 to 497 code for a protein of 137 amino acids. Gene Ontology annotation, biological process: resolution of meiotic recombination intermediates; replication fork processing. Gene Ontology annotation, molecular function: chromatin binding; protein heterodimerization activity. The transcript is spliced from 5 exons.